UGGGUGUUGGCACGAAGAAAUUCUGAAGAUGGCAGAGCGCCGCCGAGAUCUAGAAGACGUUCGCAAGUACUUCUUUUUCGUCAAGGAAAAAGUCAGCUCGGAUUGGAAGGACCUGGCCUUCCAUCUUGGGUUUGUGGGGGCAGACAUCGCUAACAUUGACGGUAGAAACAGGGAUGACAAGUCCCGCUGUAUGGACAUGUUGGAGGAAUGGUAUCAGCGAGGUGGAGAGAGAGCCACCAUGGAAGCACUGAUGCGUGCUCUGUCUGAGGCAAACUUACAGACUGUUGCGGACGACCUUAAGGAUAAAUAUCUAGAAGAGGCCAGGGCGGCAGCUGAAAGAGCCGCUGAAGCUCAGAGGCGCGCGGAGGCUGAGAGAGCGGCGGAGGAGGAAAGAAGGCGAACAGCAGAGGCAGAAGUCACUCUCACUCACUCACUCAUCCUCGCCGCAGUCGCUGUCUUGGCAUUCUCAUCAGAAGCGAAGAGGCUGGCUACAAAAGCUGCACCAUCAGAAGUUACGGCAGCAGUGGACAGGUAA
Molecule: messenger RNA, 535 nt
Organism: Branchiostoma floridae (Florida lancelet)
Lineage: Eukaryota; Metazoa; Chordata; Leptocardii; Amphioxiformes; Branchiostomatidae
Exons: 3
Coding region: 29-535 (168 amino acids)
Biological process (GO): positive regulation of extrinsic apoptotic signaling pathway; TRAIL-activated apoptotic signaling pathway
Cellular component (GO): cytoplasm; CD95 death-inducing signaling complex
Molecular function (GO): death receptor binding; caspase binding
Source: RefSeq, a predicted model, not a curated record